This is a messenger RNA of Penaeus chinensis, 6579 nucleotides long. RefSeq names its product bromodomain-containing protein 4-like. Gene Ontology annotation, cellular component: nucleus; chromatin. The transcript has 20 exons. Gene Ontology annotation, biological process: chromatin remodeling; regulation of DNA-templated transcription. The record is from RefSeq and is a predicted model, not a curated record. Lineage: Eukaryota; Metazoa; Arthropoda; Malacostraca; Decapoda; Penaeidae. Bases 103 to 4698 code for a protein of 1531 amino acids.
UCUUCCCGCCGGCUUUUGAAUUUCAACCUGACCCUCAGCCACCAGCCCGCCACUCGCCACCGAGUCGCCUGCAGCUGCCAGAGAUCUGGCCUCCACACCAGCAUGGCCUCAUAUGUUGAGAAGCUAUGUACAGCUGCAAAUGACUUUUGUCUCCGAAGCAUGUUGAUCCUGAUUGAAGGCAUUGUAGGGGACAUAACGAUGGAGGAGACAAAUGGUGGAGCAAUGCAGGUGGACUCUCCUCCCAAGGUGGGGGGAACAGUGGAGCCUCCCCCAAGAGAAGAGCCCAUUCUGGAUCCUGUGAAUGGCAUUGUUCAGCCUCCUUUCUCCCCACCCCCUCAUAGACCUGGACGUAUCACAAAUCAACUUCAAUAUAUACAGAAACAAGUCAUGAAAACUGUUUGGAAACAUCAGUUUGCAUGGCCAUUCCAUCAGCCAGUUGAUGCUGUGAAGCUCAAUUUACCAGACUACCACAAAAUAAUUAAACAUCCUAUGGAUUUGGGCACGAUCAAAAAGCGGCUUGAAAAUAAAUAUUACUGGAGUGCCAAAGAGUGUAUACAGGACUUCAACACUAUGUUUACUAAUUGCUAUGUGUAUAAUAAGCCUGGUGAAGAUGUAGUGUUAAUGGCACAGACCUUAGAAAAAAUAUUUUUAACUAAAGUGGCAGCUAUGCCCAAGGAUGAAAUUGAGGUAGAAGAUGCGACAAACAAAGGUGGGAAGGGUCGAAAGGGCCGGACACCAGCAGUGCCUGGAGCCAAGCCACCUAGGCCUCCCGCUCCUGCAUCUGCCCCAUCUGUGACUGCCCCAGCUCCAGCUCCGACAGUUACAGCACCACCUGCCAUGAGUGCUGUUAGCGUUGGGAACAUUACCGGCACUAGCUCACCAGCCCUCUCCAAUUCUCUCACCUCGCCACCCACAGCAACUACCAUGGGGUCAUCUCAGCUGCCACUGCCAAUCAGUGCCACCACUCCUGCAACUCAAACUACUGUGCUGGGCUCCACUGCUCAGCCCACCGUCCCAGCACCAGCACCCACUAACUCUUAUCCACCUGUGUCACUAGGAGGAUCAAUCCAAGGCUACCCCCCUCAUCCUACACCAGCCCCCAGUCAUCCUACCCCCACUACCAUAGAUGGUUGGAACCAGAAUGAUGCUCAGAAAGGUGUAAAGAGGAAAGCAGAUGCCAUGGCUCCAAUGAUUGGCAACUCAAAUUUUGAAUCAUUUUCACCUGGGGAAAAGAUAGGCAAGAUAUCUUCUCGGAGAGAGUCGGGCAGACAGAUAAAGAAAGUCAACAAGGAUUUACCAGAUUCUCAGCCACAGCACAGUACGAAACCAAAGGGAAAGGUUUCAGAGUCUUUUAAAAAUUGCAACGAAAUUCUCAAAGAACUAUUUUCAAAAAAACAUUCGGGAUAUGCGUGGCCCUUCUAUAAGCCAGUGGAUGCUGAUCUCUUAGGGUUGUCAGACUACCAUGAGAUCAUCAAACAUCCAAUGGAUUUAGGCUCGGUUAAGACUAAAAUGGAUAACAGAGAGUACAAGAAUGGUGCAGAGUUUGCUGGUGAUGUUAGAACAAUAUUUACAAAUUGCUACAAGUAUAAUCCCCCUGACCAUGAUGUAGUAGCCAUGGCAAGAAAGUUACAAGAUGUCUUUGAAAUGAGAUAUGCCAAAGUGCCAGAAGAUGAACCCUUCGAAAUUCAACCAGCAACAGAUUCCGAAGAGUCUGAAAGUGAGAGUGAGAGUGAAACUGACGACUCUGAGGAUGAGAGAGAAAGGAAGUUAGUUCAGCUACAGGAGCAGCUACGGCAGGUGCAAGAACAGAUGAAGUUGCUGGUUGAAGAGUCUUUAAGAAGAGGGAAAGAAAAGAAGAAAAAGACCAAAAAGAAAAGUAAAGACCGUGAGAAGAUGUUGUCAGAGUUGCCCAACGUUCCAAACACAGUUCCCCCCACUGUGAACCAAAAUGCCCCAACAGCAGCCGCUGUCACAACCGCGACAGCAGCUGUUCCUCCUGCAGCACCCCCACCUGGCCCAGUUCCUCCUAAACCUAAGAAGAACAAAACUAGUAAUAAUAAGCAGAAGAGACAACGGUCCAAUCCUAGUAAAUCAAAGAAGAAGGCAGCGGGUGGUGCACCAGGCAUGGUGUUCGACUCUGAGGAUGAGGACAACGCCAAGCCCAUGUCUUAUGAUGAGAAGAGGCAACUUAGCUUAGAUAUUAAUAAACUACCUGGUGACAAGUUGGGGCGAGUGGUGCACAUAAUCCAGACGAGAGAACCUUCUCUGAGAGACUCGAAUCCAGAUGAGAUUGAAAUAGACUUUGAAACCUUAAAACCCUCUACCCUGAGAGAAUUAGAAGCGUAUGUUGCAUCAUGUCUCAGGAAAAAACCAAGAAAGCCUUAUGCUCGACAAGAUAAGAAAAGUGUUGUGUCAAAAACAAAGGAGGAAUCUAUGGCUGAAAAGAAGCAGGAGCUUGAAAAGCGAUUACAAGAUGUAACUGGCCAAUUAGGUACUCCAGCUGCCAAGAAGACACCCAAAAAAGAAGAGAACAAGAGUAUGGAUGCAGUUGGUGGGGGCACAUCCCGCUUAACAGAAUCCAGCUCAUCUUCUUCAGACAGUGAUUCAUCCUCAUCCUCAUCUUCAUCAUCAUCCUCAGAUUCCUCUGACUCGGAAGCAGAAAGUCGUAAAUCCAAGAAACCCAGGUUAGAAAACUCUUCACAGAAGCAGUCUCAGCAACAACAAAAGCAGCAACAUGAUCAACAACAACAGCAACAACAACAACAAUCGCAACAACUUCCACAACCACCUCAGCAACCACUGCAACAACAACAGCAACAACACCCACCGCCACCUCAACAACCACCACUCCAAGGCGGAAGCAAAGGAGAGAGCCGCAAAUCCCACCAGCAACCGCAGUCCAACGUCGCGACAACAAAACAUCCUGCUGAGUCUGUCCAGCCAGCCAUAAUGUCAGAAGACAUAAAGGUUGAGGAUGUGGAAAAGUCAGAGUUGAAAAAUAUUUUAAUUAGUAAUAGUGUUCCUAAAUCCCAGCCCCAGCAAAGUAAGCAGCAGCAAAUACAACAACAAAAACAAUACUUACAAGAACAACAAAAGCAGUUGCAAGAACAGAAGCAACUUUUAGAACAGCAAAAACUUCAGAAGCAACAAAAACAGCAGCAAGAACAACAGAAACAACAACAAUUAGAGCAGCAGAAACAAAAGCAGAAACAGCAAGAGGAACAGCAACAGCAGCAACAAAAACAGCAGCAACAACAACAGCAACAACAACAACAGUUGCAGCAACAACAACAACAACAACAACAACAACAACAUGCACAUCACCAGCAUCACCACCACCACCACCAUCAGGAACAUACUUCUCAUCCUCUCCCUCCAACCUCAGAAGAACAGCAUAUCCACCAUCAACAGCAACAGCAUUUACAACUACAGGAACAGUUAGAACAGUUACAACACCACCACUUACAGCAGCAGUUACACCACCAUCACCAACAGCAACAUGCCAUGAGUCAUAAUAUGUCAGGGGGUUUACCACACCCAUCGGUUUCAAAUGGCUUCUCAGCCGACAUGCCACUGGGUAUGGCCCAGUCAUUGGUGCAUAGCUUAGCAGGGAUUGGUGCAAUCACGGGCAUGCCUGGUCUGUCCUCCCUUGGCCCCUCUGGGCUAGAGGGACUAGGUGCUGCUGUCACAGGUAGCAUGUUGCCAGGGCUUGUUGAUGCUGCAUCAACAAAUAGUGCCAAUAUUUCUGUUGCUGCUGCCUCCAAUGCAGUACCAACACACAACCCAAUGAUGGCAACUCAUGACACGCAUCAAGAAAUGCCAUCACAUUUGCCAGAGACUAGCCUAGCAGACUUAAAAGCAGCAGGCUUAGAUACUAGUUUAAGUUAUUAUUCGUCAAUUCCACAAACGCAAAGCGACACAUCUAUCAUGCGCAAACAGUCAGAGGAGGAACUCAACCCAGAGGCCCAGGCCCUGCAGCGGCAACAUGCGGAGGCUUCAGCAUUGGCAAGUUACCUGGCUGCUCAGGAUAAGAAACCCCCUUCCUCUGCCCCAGAAACCCCAAAGUCAUCAGGAGGAAGCUCUUUCAGUAAACCCAAGCCAACACCCAAGAACCUCAGUUCAUGGUCAUCCCUAGCGCAGAGUGCCGUCCCUUCACCCACAGCCUCGACCUCUCUGAAGACAUCAGCCAGUGAUUCCUUUGCCCAGUUCAAGAGAGUUGCCAAGGAGAAAGAAGCAAGGCAACGUCAGAUCAUUGAGCAGCAAGAGCAGAGGAGGCAGCAGAAGGAGCAAGUUGAGAAGGAACGUGCAAGACAAGAAGCAGAGAGAGAGCGUGCACGGUUAGAGGAGGAAGCUUUGGAUAGGGCAAUGGAACAAGCUAAAGAAAUUCGGGCCACUCAAGAAGUUCAAAGACGAGAACCAGUUGCCAUACGGGAGCGGCCACCCUCAAGUGCAAAAGUGGCCACUCCUAUGACAGCCUCAACUUCGCCUCUCCCCCAGCUGGCAACACCUGCAGGACCCCCCAGCUCACAUCCUCCUGCCACUCCAACCUCUUCCAUAGACAAUGCAAAGCAAAGUGACCGCGACAGACAAAAGCUGAGAGAACAAGAACGAAGACGGAGGGAAGCUAUGGCGGGUCAGAUAGACAUGAAUCGCCAAAGCGACUUGAUGGCUGCGUUCGAAGAACAGUGUGGAAAAUAAUGUAUAAGAAUUACCAAAAAUAUUUUAUUAAUGUCGGCUCUGUUCCUUGUACACAACUCAACUCAGAUAUCACCUAAGUCCUUUUAUUUGACAUGUUUUGUACAUAUAACUAUAGCUGUGUUUAUAUUUAUUAUAGUUCAGUGAGAGUUCUUGUUGUUGCUGUACAUUUGUGUAUGAAACUUAUGGAUGUAAAUGUUACAUUUUGGCUGUGAAAUCGUCCCUUGCCAAUGCAUGUUGUCGGCAAGUUGUACAACUGUUGGCCCUGCUGCUUGAUGGCACUCUGUUCAUUUGGCCAGCUCCGAAUUAAGAGAAAAAAAAAUUAUCCUAUUCUACUGAGAACUAAAUAACUGUCAUGACUGAGCAUAAGUGCAAGUGUGGCACAUCAGUGGUGCCCUAUCUGUAGUGUUACAAGUGUCAACUGAGCUGAUCUCCUGUUAAGAUUAGCACAAGUCCUAACUUCCAGUUGUCAUGCAUCAGACCACAGCAGAGGGUUCUGUUUGUCCACAGUAGAAGAUACUUUUUCUUUAGGUUGACACCUCUGUUAAUUCCACCAACUUAACAAUAAUUUGAUGACUGUAGAAGAUUAUAGUUGGGUAUUUAAGACUGAACCUUUUUAUGGUGUACUCUUAAAUAACUCAUACGUUUAGAAAUUAAUUUUUCAGAAAUGACCAGGAGUUUUCAUGGAAAAAAAAUGGUUGAAGAAAAAUAGAAAAAAAAUGUUGGCAUUAACUCUUGGAAAUGUGUAAUAUAGUUAUGCAGUGGAAUAGCAGGAGCAUCUCAAGUAGCAAUAUACUUGCUCUGCUGGUGCUUCAAAGCAGAAACAGGACAUUAUAAAUGCUCGCCAUGUGAAUAUUGUUUCUCUAUUGGAAUUGCUCUUCAGAUUCUCAGUUUUCAGCUGGGAUUGCUACUCAGCUGUUUACAACAGGUAUGGCUUGUUUGCCAUACAUUAAACUUUCCAUAUUGACCAACGAUUUUCAACUAAGGAAAUGUUAAUCAAUAUUAGGUUUAGAAUCUUUUUUUAAUAAAAAGUGUUAAAAGUAUUUGGCCGAUAGGCCUGUAGACCAUCAGUUUGGGUUUCUUUGUUUAUAUAACCUUCAGUGAUAUUCCCAUUAUGUAUUUGGCAACUUUUUUAUAAGAUAUAUAUACAUAUAUAUAUAUUAGUUAUCUUUCCUUGGAAACAUUGCAUUGAAAAGGAAAAUAUUUUGUGAACUCUGAAAAUCCAUUAUGUUCUUUAACACCACAGGAUGAGUUGCAUAGUUUUCCAGCAGCAGAUAUUACUCAAUAUGAACACUAACUCAAAUGAAUAGUCAGAUACACUGCUGACUCAAAGGGCAGUGAUCAGUACCCUGUGAAAAGGAUGAAACUUUUUUAGUGAAGCAGUCAGCAGUUCUCCACAUGAGAAAGGUUGUGCUAAGUUGUCAACAGUUCCCUAGUUGACGACAUUGUACAUAGCUGUAUAGUUUGUGAUUCUACUAUUUAAUAAAGACUUGUGAAGACCAGGACUGACUUGCUGGUGGUAGUUAACUGCCAUGUGCGUAAGACAAAUUUGUUUACUGCAUUCCAUAUUUAAAUAAUGCAUAAAAAUGACCAUGAUUUUCUUGUGUAUUUUGUAAAGAUCUUCACUUGUGUUUGUAUUGAUAUUGACAUAGUGUAAGUAUGGGGAACUUUUAAUAACAGUUGAACUGACUGUCAUUUAGCUUUUGCCAAGAACAGUUUUUGCACCUUUUUGCUCUGGCUGUUAUUCAUUUACAGUGUUAAGGGAAGGUUGAUAUAUAGGUAGAGAUUCAUUUUGUAUAUUUUUCAUGGUUAUUUAUUUAUCAUAUUUUUAAUGCCUGGUCUCAUUACCCAUGCAAGCAUUACCAUGAUCACAAUCAUACCAUU